Messenger RNA from Hordeum vulgare subsp. vulgare (domesticated barley), 3314 nucleotides. Its product is annotated as protein fluG-like. The coding region runs from base 84 to 2741 and encodes 885 amino acids. The record is from RefSeq and is a predicted model, not a curated record. The transcript is spliced from 19 exons. NCBI's taxonomy places the organism in Eukaryota, Viridiplantae, Streptophyta, Magnoliopsida, Poales, Poaceae. Gene Ontology annotation, molecular function: glutamine synthetase activity; hydrolase activity.
CUACUAGUACUACUUCGUUCCGGUGGUAGUAGCACCGCGGGAGUGACCGCGAGAGACAGCGGCGGUGACCCACACCCGAGGAGAUGGAUAUGGAGGCAAAGUAUGCUGAUCUGCGGCGCGCGGCGGAGGAAACGGCGGUGGUGGACGCACACGCGCACGACCUCCUCGCCGCCGGCUCCACCCUGCCCUUCACCCGCUGCUUCUCCGAGGCCGACGGCGACGCGCUCACCUUGGCCCCACACUCCCUCCCUUUCAAGCGAAGCCUGAGGGACAUUGCUGCAUUGUACGACUGUGAUGCCUCAUUUGAGAAGGUGGAGGAGUUCAGAAGGGCUCAAGGCCUGUCAUCUAUCACUUCAAAAUGCUUCCAAGCUGCCAAUAUAUCCGCGCUUGUUGUAGAUGAUGUCUCCAAAUUUAACGAAAUCCUUGAAUUGGAAUCUCACAACGCAUUCGCUCCCAAGGUUUACAGAAUUGUCGGAAUCGAGACGCUGGCGGAAACAAUUAUUAAUGAGCGCACGAAGGAAGAACAAAAAACAUUGUGGAACAGAGGGAUGGAGAGAAGAAAAGCCUCACCUGAUCUUGAGGAGGAGCACAAGGGAAAGUCACAAGCAACAGGAGAGUACGCAACGUUGUUACCCGAGUCACUUUCUGGAUCAAGCUGGACACUAGACUCAUUCACUGAAGCUUUUGUGGCAAAGCUCAAAUCAGUUACCAACAAAAUUGUUGGAUUGAAAAGCAUAGCUGCACACAGAAGUGGAUUGGAUAUUGAUCCAAGUGUUAGCAAGGUGGAUGCAGAGGAUGGUCUUCAGAAGGACCUAGCAACACGGAGGCCUCUUCGGAUUACAAACAAAAACCUGGUUGACUAUAUAUUUAUUCGUAGUCUUGAAAUUGCUGUGGAGUUUCACUUGCCAAUGCAAAUUCAUACAGGGUUUGGAGACAGGGACGUGGAAUUACGAAAUUGCACCCCUUUUCAUCUGCGUUCUCUUCUUGAAGACAAAAGAUUUGCCAAGUGCCAAAUAGUUCUACUAAAUGCUUCAUAUCCAUUUUCAAGGGAAGCAUCCUAUCUUGCAUCUGUUUACUCCCAGGUCUACCUUGAUUUUGGCUUUGCAUUUCCAAAACUUAGUGUUCAAGGAAUAACAUCAUCACUUAAAGAGCUCCUAGAGCGAGCUCCCAUAAAGAAGGUCAUGUUCAGCACAGAUGGAUAUGCUUUUCCCGAGACAUACUAUCUAGGUGCAAAAUGGGCACGUGAUAUCGUUUACCGUGUCCUCUUAGCUGCAUGUGAAGAUGGUGAUCUUACCAUUCAGGAAGCUAUCGAAGCAGUUGAGGAUAUCUUGAGAAGAAAUGCACUGCAUCUUUACAAGUUGGAUGUCGUCCAUGAAAAAGUUAUUAAUAUUGAUGAUAAUAGCACAUCAUCGUCAUCCUGUGUCAAGAAAGAUGAUGUGAUUCUUGUUCGAAUGGUUUGGAAUGAUGCUUCAGGUCAACAUAGAUGCCGUGCCUUGCCAGCCGAGAGAUUUUACGGCAUUGCACGGAAUAAGGGUGUUGGUCUGGGUAUUGCAGCAGUGGGGUUUACUUCCUUUAGAGAUGCCCCAGCAGCUGGGACAAAUCUUACUUGUGCAGGAGAGGAAAUCAGGCUUGUGGCAGAUAUGUCAACACUUUUGAGGAUCCCAUGGUCAAGAAACGAAGAAAUGGUGAUGGCUGACAUGAUAACCGGUUCCGGCGAAGCCUCCGAAUACUGUCCUAGAAAUGCUUUAAGAAAAGUGAUAAAAGUUCUGCUAGAUGAAUUCAAUGUGACAGUGAUGGCAGGUUUCGAGAAUGAAUUUUAUCUCCUCAGGAAAUCAUUCAGUGAGGGCCAUGAACAGUGGGUACCAUAUGAUAAUAGCAGUUACUGCUCGACUUCAGCAUUUGAUGGUGCAUCAUCUAUACUGAAAGAAGCAUAUUCCUGUCUUAAAGCUGCAGAAAUUGUGGUUGAGCAGAUGCAUGCUGAAGGUGGUAAUGGGCAGUUCGAGAUAGCCUUAAAGUAUGUGUUAUGCACUCUUGCUGCUGAUAAUCAAAUAUAUGCCCGAGAAAUUAUUAAAUCCGUUGCUCGAAAACACGGAGUGAUAGCAACAUUUCUACCAAAACCAGACCUGAAUGAACUUGGAUCCGGUUGUCAUGUGCACCUGAGCUUAUGGGAGAAUGACCAAAAUGUUUUUAUGGGCUCAAAUAAAUAUAGUUACCAUGGGAUGUCAAAUACCGGUGAACGGUUCCUUGCUGGAGUUUAUCAUCAUCUUCCAUCGAUACUGGCAUUUACUGCCCCUCACCCACACAGCUAUGACCGAAUUCAGCCACACACAUUUACUGGAGCAUAUCUUUGCUGGGGGAAAGAGAACCGGGAGGCUCCGUUGAGGACCUCCUGCCCACCGGGCGUGCCUCCUGAUUUUGUCAGCAACUUCGAGGUCAGAUCUUUCGACGGGUGCGCGAACCCUCACCUUGGCCUCGCCGCCAUCGUCACCGCCGGCAUCGACGGAUUAAGGAGAGGCCUGAAGCUGCCUCCACCAACUGAACUGAAUCCUGCAGAUUGCGCUUCACACGAGAGGCUACCGCACGACUUGCUGGGAUCUGCAGAGGCACUUGCGGCGGACGAGAUUUUUCAUGAACUGAUGGGUGAUAAACUUGUUACUUCUGUUAUAGCUAUGCGAAAGGCUGAGAUCGAGCAUUACGCGAAGAACCCAGUGGCAGUCCACCAUCUCAUUCACCGUUACUAGCGAUGCCUAUUUGCCUUGCUUGGUGAUCGAUCGGGAUCGGGUUGAAAAAGUACUGCUCUGCUUUCAGACGUUGCUCUGUUCUCAGCACUUCACAUGUAUGUGGAUGAGUAAAUGUUGUCCAGAUGAUUGCUCAUGAUCUCGGCAAUGCACUUGCCGUUGUCAGACUUUUUCAGUUAAUAAGUGGUAGAGACCAAGGUUUAGAUGAUUGCUCACCGACAAAGCUGCGCCAGGCCCUGGGAUGGUGGCAGCAGGGCCAUUUUCACCCUCCGCCCUUCCCCCAGAUCUGGUCCCCGGCAGCACCGCCAGCUUCCACCGACGACGGGGGCGGCCUCCCCGGCCAUCCCGUCCUCGAGGUGCUGCUCCCGUCGGUUGCAUGUUCAAAAGUUUGAUUUGUCAGUACCGGAGCUUGAUGUGUCGAUGUGUUGGAUCUUCAGGCUAUGAGCAACCCUUACACCUGAUAAAACUGAUAUGUGGAUGUGGAUUCACACAUGUGAGUGGCUUGAUGUAUACAAUGGACAUAUCUAUCUUUCUUUGACAAAUCUGUGCAUAUAUAAAUGUCGUACAAUUGAUGCA